AUGCUCGAGGACGAGUCACUGCAACCUCCCCCUCCUACUGCGCUUGUUUCGCAGCGUCCAUCCGCCUUAUCCCAAGAGCUGGACGACAUCAACCGCCACUUCGACUCUGAACCCCGUUUGGCUACACCCGCCGCGUCCUCGAGCCGCGGUCCGCACGCGAGCAGCCAACCUGGUUUCCAUCAAGAGUCAGAAUCUGACGAGUCGCACGAAAUCCUCUUCAGCGACCCAAAGGGACUCACCCGCCACCCUUCCCACGCGCAGACACGCCCAGUGGACGAAGGCCUCCGCGUGGCUGGUGGUGAAGUGUUGGCCGUGGAGGAAGGACGAGUGCAGCAGCUGUCCAAGGCGCCAGAAGAGUCGCCCGAGGCCGACUCUCACGCCCAAGAAAUACAUCCCAAACGCCGCUCACCAACGUGGAACACAGACCUACCAACUGCCCCCCAGCCCGUUCCCAGCGACGACGACCACGUUUCUACACCGGAAGACGUGGAUGAGUUGGAGUCUCAACCAUCUUUACCAGAGCCAAAGAAGGCGACACUGGGUGCUGAGGAUGAAGAGGAUGGAGACCGCGUGGAGACUCCUCCCAGGUCACCCACCCCUCCGCCCCGCACUCGGACAAUCCCAGCUCGCGCGCCGCCCUCGACUCACACACCCAACGCGCACACCCCCGCCAAUGCCGAAGGCUCCCCGAUGCGCCCUUUAACAGACCACGCACCACCGGCCCCGCCAGGCCUACCAGGAUUGUCGCCCACCCGCUUGGCUUUCAUCUCGCCCACCAAGCACGCGGCCCACAUCACGCCCAAGAAGAAGUCUGCUCCAUUUGGUUACGGGCGUUCAGCGGUUCAGUCGCCAAGCAAGCACAUGGUCACCGCCGCGAUGACCCGCAACGAGUCCUCUUCCCUGUUUAGGCCCCGUCAUCCGUCCAGGACCAGGGUUGACAGUCGUCCAGACUCUGACUCUGACGACGAUUUUGCCAAGGGUAUGGACAAGCCGCCUCCCGCUCGUCCGUAUGACAGGCUGUCGUCGAUGCUCGCGACCAAGCGGCAGGUGGUGAACGAAGACACCCAGGACUCGGAGUCUCCCGCGACCGAGGCCUCGACGCGCUCCAGUCAGCUGAACCCCCCUCCUGCCGGCCCGACCCCCAGCGAUGACCAAGCUCCAUACCCUCCUAGCACUCCCCCCAUGCUCCCGUCCCAGUUGGAAAGGACUUAUGUGUCUCCACUGGGCAUGAAGACACCCGACAAGAGCUUCCAGCCGCCUAAUGACACGUACAUUUCUCCCGGCGCAGCUUCGGAGAGGACGGGACCCUUUACGCCGUUCCAACUGCCCAACGAUACCUACGUUUCUCCCAAGUCGCACCAGCAGCCAACACCCAACAAGACGUACCAGCCCCCCAAUGACACGUACAUUUCGCCCCGCACAGCCUCGAAUACGUCGGCACCUCUUAGGUCGUUCCGGCCCCCCAACGAUACCUACAUUUCUCCCCGUGCAGCUUCGGACACGACGGCGCCCCUUAGGUCAUAUCAACCCCCCAACGAUACCUACAUUUCGCCUAAGCAGGUCAACCAGCCCAGCGACACCUAUAUUUCUCCCCACGCAGCUUCGGACAAGGCUGUGCCCUUCAAGACGUUCCAACCUCCCGGCGACACGUAUGUUUCUCCCCGUGAGGCCUCGGACAAUGCGGUACCUUCCGACAUCGUGAUGCCAGACCCCCCCAGUUCUCCACUUGAAGGGCGUCAACGCAGGACACCGGUUGAUGCCGAACCCUCGGACACCCAACUGAACGGCCAUGGUUCUCAGGAAGACUCCUCCUCGCCCAUCAGGAAGGGCUUUGCAGAGUUGGCAAGCUCUCGAGAUGCAUCCGAAGAGCCUGGGAACCUCUUUAGCGAGAGCCUGAUGAGCAACCACGAUGGUGUGUCCCAGCGAACCGAAGAGUCUGCAACCCAGCUCGACUUUGCUGCUACUCAAGUUCAAGUCGCGACUCCUCCUGUUCCACCGCGCUCGACCGUGACAUCCCGUACCAACUCCACGAGGCUUGUCCCCGAGAGUCGUAUGCUCAGGCGUCGCCCUACCACCACUGUCUCCUCCAACGGCAGUGCCCAGGUUGUUUUUCCGAAGGCCGACUCACCGCCUCUCGGCGUAGAGACCUAUGUCGACCCUCCCAUCCACCCAAAGGCCUCCGACCUGGCUCCAAUCUUGUCUGGAAGUGUUGCCGAGGGUGAACCCCCUGGCAUGGGUUUCACGACUGUCUCGGUUGCCGUGGGCUCACGCCACGACUGGGGGUCUUCCCAGAACGAGCCGAACUCCGAGACAUCUGCGGCACCGGCGGUAUUACUCGACCCCAAGGAGGCUGGCAUGCACGAGAUUGAGGAAGAGACUCUCGAGCGUGCGGGUCCAUCUCGCCGAGUCACGAAGCAUGGUCUGAGCCCCAAGACAUCCGGCAAGAGUCCGGCCAAGCGGACCAAGAUCACCCGUCAGCCGUCCUCUUCGCCUCCGCCGUCGAGCAGCAGUAGCAGCUCGGACGCGGACGAUCCCGCGGACCACACGUUUGAGACGCCCGAGACUGUGCCCGAUGUCCCUUUCGGUGGUGUCGUUGAGGAAUCGUUUCUUGCUGUCGCUUCAAAGCCAGUUCCAACCAAGCCAACAAAGGUCACCAAGCUGGGCGCCAGCGCCCCCAAGCCAAAGAAGGUUGCCAAGCUGCGCACCACCGGAAAGGCUGCCCCUUCCAGCACGCCCACAACGCGCUCAACUCGCGCAGACCGGGGCAAACGCAAGGCCAUGUCGCCUUCCCCGGAGCUUUCGGGUCCCAGCAGCGGCUCGGCGCCGGAGGACAACGAGGACUUUUCCUACCACCCGUCCAAGAAGGUUGCCGUGAAGAAGCAGACCCCCGAGGCUCCUGCUCCUGCGGCCAAGAAGGCGAAGAAGAACCCAGCCCCACGUUCUGCAGCCAAGCGCGGCGUGUCGGCCGCCCGCGCCAAGUCGACGCCCAAGUCCCCGGCGCCGAGCAUCCGCCGCACGAGGUCCCAUUCACUGCAGAGUGUGGCAGAUGUGAGCGUCGCAUCUGAAGCCUCGUCCUCGAACACGGGUCCCCUUCGUGUGCUCGCUGUGUGGUCCAAGUUGGACGAGUGGUACGCCGGCACGGUCACAGACCGCACAGUCACUGGCUACCGCGUCAGGUUUGACGACGGGCACACUGCUGUGGUCCCAGCCGAUCAACUCCGCUACCUCCGUCUCAAGGUCGGCGAAGUGGUGGGUGACGUACCCCAGCCGCUCGAGUUCUUCACGGUGGCUGCCGACUGGGAUGGCGCGGGCGACAUUCAGGUACUGCGUUCGCGCAGCUCGGCGACCAAAGUGAUCCCCAGCAAGAAGGUCAUUGUUCUGCCUGCUGAGAUUACCUCUCACUUUGAGGACCGUGUCAUCCCUGUCCACCAAUUAGAGAUGCGCUUCCCGCUCCCUGUCCGUGCCCAGUCCAUGUCCCGCCCCGGCAAGGUGUUUGACAGCGUGAUUUUCUUCAUCACCACUUCGAGCAAGAACGACGGCCAGGCUUCAAAAGAUUUGCUCAAGAAACAAAUCGAGAAGAACGGUGGAACUUUUGAGGACACGUGGGAGGCCCUGUUCGACAUUCGCGACGACCGACCCCCUUUACUCACGGCGAGGUACCCACCCUUCUUGAUCUCUGGCGACCACCCCAUAGUCACGACGCCCAAGGUGCUCGCUGCGUUGUCGAACGAUAUCCCCAUCAUUUCCCCGUCCUAUAUCCAGGACGCCAUCGACGACCCAACCACCGACUGGCGCUCGUACCUCGUCUCGCCCGGAUUCUCCAAGUACCUUGGAGAGCACGCCAGCCAGCGCGUAGACCUCAACUGGGGCGAACCAUCCUGGCGUCCAGAGGCCGGGCGCGCCCGUCUGCCCCUCAAGGGAUACGAGGUGCUCUUUGUCGAGCCUCGUCCAAAGUACAAGGCGCGCGAGACUGUCAACGUCCUCGUCCCCUUCUGUCUCCUCUCCCUCGGCGCAACACUCCGCCGCUCCCCAAUCUUCCCCAAGGACACGAGCGCGUACGACAUUGUCGUGAUGGACGACCGCGACGUCAGCCCUCCCAAGGGCUGUGACAGGUCCAAACUCGGCAACGUGGCGUGGCUCAAGAGCUGCAUUAUCAUCGGCAAAGUCCUGCCUCCAAGGCUCGCGGCGGACGCGGGUACUUGA
This is a messenger RNA of Apiotrichum porosum, 4203 nucleotides long. RefSeq lists its product as uncharacterized. Lineage: Eukaryota; Fungi; Basidiomycota; Tremellomycetes; Trichosporonales; Trichosporonaceae. Bases 1 to 4203 code for a protein of 1400 amino acids. The record is from RefSeq and is a predicted model, not a curated record. The transcript is spliced from 2 exons.